Molecule: messenger RNA, 285 nt
Organism: Akanthomyces muscarius
Lineage: Eukaryota; Fungi; Ascomycota; Sordariomycetes; Hypocreales; Cordycipitaceae
Exons: 2
Coding region: 1-285 (94 amino acids)
Source: RefSeq, a predicted model, not a curated record
AUGCUACCGCGACGAUAUCUGCAGCUACCCGCAAUUGGCAGCAUCCUCUCCUCCUUUGUCUCCCUCAAAACGACGCCGUUGUGGUGCGACAUUGUUGCAGUCGCAUACACCUACCUACCUACACAAGCUUCGCGCUCGCUGUCCGCUGCUGAUGCGCCGGCCCAUAUGCCGCACCCGCCCACUGCCGUCGCGUUUCGCUAUCCCGUCUCCGAACUCACCAACCGCCCGCUGAGGGUACAAGCAUACACCGGAUACCAAUUACCUCUCUGUGUACGGAGUACAUAG